Molecule: messenger RNA, 449 nt
Organism: Lolium perenne
Lineage: Eukaryota; Viridiplantae; Streptophyta; Magnoliopsida; Poales; Poaceae
Product: protein transport protein Sec61 subunit gamma
Biological process (GO): intracellular protein transport; protein targeting
Cellular component (GO): membrane
Molecular function (GO): transmembrane protein transporter activity
Source: RefSeq, a predicted model, not a curated record
GAAAGCAGAGCAGCAUUCUCCCUCCCUCCCACCCACGCGCGCGCGCCUCGUCUCGGAGAUCUCGCCCGCCCGCCAUGGACGCCGUCGACUCCGUGGUGGACCCCCUCCGCGAGUUCGCCAAGGACAGCGUCCGCCUCGUCAAGCGCUGCCACAAGCCCGACCGCAAGGAGUUCACCAAGGUGGCGGCGCGGACGGCGAUCGGCUUCGUCGUCAUGGGAUUCGUCGGCUUCUUCGUCAAGCUCAUCUUCAUCCCCAUCAACAACAUCAUCGUCGGAUCCGGCUAGAUUGGAGACUACAGGAUGUUCUGCAUGAAGAUAGUGCAAUACUAGCAAUUGGGCCUUCGGUGUCUCGAAGUAGGCAAACAAAGUUUGUUUAACCCUAUUUCGAAAGUUGUUGUUAAAGACAGUUAACUUCUUUGUUCAAAUUCUGAGAAAUUGUGGCCAGCUUAA